AUGAGGAAGACUCUGCUGCCGCUGCUGGCCUCUCUGGCCUUUGCCUCUCUCACGGCUUCGGCUGAUGGAGCUCCGCUCAAAGUCCUGUCGGCCCCCAACCUGCUGAGAGUGGAAACAACAGAAAACAUCUUUGUGGAGUGUCAGGACUGCACCGGAGGAGACAUCACGGUCCAAAUCAACGUGUUAAACCACCCAACCAAGAAUAGACGCCUCGAUUCCACGUCUGUGACUCUCACCAGGCAGAAUAACUACCAAAUGUUUGGACAAGUCAAGAUCUCGGCUGUAGAAUUCAGCAGGGAUCCCAGCGUGAAGCAGUACGUUUACCUGCAGGCUCAUUUUGACGAUCACUCACUGGAGAAGGUCGUCUUAGUUUCCUUCCAGUCUGGACACAUCUUCAUCCAGACAGACAAGACCGUCUACACCCCCGACAGCAGCGUUCGUUACAGGCUGUUUGCUGUGACGCCCCAAAUGGAGCCAGUGGAGAGGGAUCCACGAACCAGAUUUGAAGACGCCGUUGACGUUGAGAUUGUGACCCCUGAUGGCCUCAUUUUACCAAUUGGUCCAACCUUUCUGAGAUCAGGGAUUCACUUUGGCACUUAUCAACUCCCCGAAAUCGGAAGUUGUGGCCUUUGGAAGGUGGUGAGCAGGUUUCAGAGUAAUCCACAACAAAGCUAUUCAGCAGAUUUUGAGGUGAAAGAAUACGUCCUUCCCAGUUUCAAGGUGAAACUCAAGCCUCGGGUCCCCUUCUUCUACGUGGACAGCAGCGACCUGACUGUGGAAAUCAAAGCAACGUAUCUGUUCGGUGAAGCGGUGGACGGGACGGCUUAUGUGAUGUUUGGAGUUAUGCAGGACGGACAGAAGAAGGGCUUCCCGGCCUCUAUUCAGAGGCUCCCAGUCCAGCGGGGCGAGGGGAGGGCCGUACUGAAGAGGGAGCACAUCACUCAGACCUUUCCCAACAUCCAGGAACUUGUCGGAGACUCCAUGUUUGUCUCUGUCAGUGUUUUGAACAAGCUCGGUACUGAAAUGGUGGAGGCAGAAGUCAGAGGCAUCCGGAUUGUCACUUCACCCUACACCAUCCACUUCAAGAAAACUCCCAGAUACUUCAAACCAGGAAUGUCAUUUGAUCUCACGGUUGAAGUGUUGAACCCUGAUGAGACUCCAGCUGGAAAUGUUCCACUAUUACUUUUUCCUGGUGACAUUCAAGGAGUCACUGGGAGCAAUGGCAUUGCAAGGUUCACCGUCAAUCCAGAAGGAAAUCGACAAUUUCUCGACAUCCAAGCCAGGACCAAUGAUCCUGGACUCACACCAACAAGGCAGGCAGAGGCCAGAAUGACAGUACAUUCAUACACCAGCAGCUCUGCCAGAUUCAUCCAUAUUGGUGUGGAUUCAGCAGAUGUAAAAAUAGGAAGCUACCUGAUGGCCCACCUGUCCUUAAACAGUUUGCCAGAUAGGGAACAAGACAUCACGUACCUGAUCCUGAGCAGAGGUCAACUCUUGAAAUUUGGACGUUUCAAGACACAAGGACAAGUGCUGAUUGCACUGAAUAUUCCCAUCACCAAAGAAAUGCUGCCGUCCUUCCGUAUUGUUGCUUACUACCAUGUAGACCAUGCAGUGGUGUCAGACUCCGUUUGGGUGGAUGUGAAAGACUCCUGCAUGGGCUCGUUGAAACUAGAACUGGAGAGACCUGCAGCAUCCUAUCCCCCUCGCAAGAUGUUGCAUCUGAAGGUCACCGGAGACCCCGGAGCCACGGUGGGGCUGGUGGCAGUGGACAAAGGCGUCUACGUCCUGAACAACAAGCACCGGCUCACGCAGAAAAAGGUGUGGGACAAAGUGGAGAAGCACGACACGGGCUGCACACCAGGCGGAGGGAAGGACGGCAUGGGGGUUUUUUAUGAUGCGGGGCUGCUGUUUGUGACCAACACUGGUUCAGGAACUCCUCAUAGACAAGAGCUGAAAUGUGCAGAACCUCAGGCAGCGAGACGGAAGCGAGCGUCUCCUCUCAUGGAGGUUCCCACCACUUUAGUUGAUAAAUAUAAAUCAAGCGAGCUGCAGAAGGACUGCUGCGUGGAUGGUAUGAGGGAAACGCCUCCUUCAUACAGCUGUGAGAGACGCAGCGAGUACAUCGUCGACGGCCCGGCCUGUGUGGAGGCUUUUCUGGACUGCUGCAGAGAGAUGACCACACAGCGAGCUGACCACCAGGGGGACAGUCUCAAACGGGCUCGCAGAGAAGAGGACGACGACAGUUACGUGGACAGCAUUGACAUCUUUACUCGCAGCAGCUUCCCUGAAAGUUGGCUGUGGACUGAUGUCGACCUGCCCGCCUGUCCUGCUGGAGGACCGUGCGAACUUACAUCAGUUGAGAAAAGUGUUGUCCUGCCAGACUCCAUCACGACCUGGCAGUUCACCGGCAUCAGCCUGUCGCGGACUCACGGAAUCUGUGUUGGAGAGCCGUUGAAGGUUAUUGUCCGUAAAAAAUUCAUCAUCGACCUCAGGCUGCCUUAUUCUGCUGUCCGAGGAGAGCCGCUGCAGAUCAAGGCCAUCCUCCACAACUACUCCCCCGAUGCAAUCACUGUGCGAGUGGAUCUGAUGGAGGCACAGUACGUGUGCAGUGCAGCGUUCAAACAUGGGCGAUACCAGCAGGAUGUCAACGUAGGACCCCAAACCACACUAUCGGUGCCUUUCAUCAUUGUUCCCAUGAGGGAGGGAGAGGUCCAGAUUGAGGUCAAAGCAGCUGUCAAGGACUCCUGGCUCAAUGACGGCAUCAUGAAGAGCCUGCGGGUGGUGCCUGGAGGUGUACUUGUUAGGAGUUCUAAGAUCAUCACUCUGGACCCUGAAGGUGGAAUACAAGAAGAAAUUCUCAACAGUCACAUUCCCAGAAAGGAUAUGAUUCCAAACUCAACUGAGAGCACACACAUCUUUAUUACAGGAAGAGAAGAUGUUUCAGCUCUUGUGGAGAGCGUCGUCAGUGGGAAGUCAAUGGGCGCACUGAUCUACCAGCCCUCGGGCCUUGGAGAGGCAAACAUGAUCCACAUGACUCAUCCUGUCAUUGCAACCAUAUAUCUGGACAGAACCAACCAGUGGGAAGCUGUUGGCUUUCAGAAACGUGAUGAAGCCCUCCAAUACAUCAGAACUGGCUACUAUCAGGAGUUGGCUUAUCGUAAAAGGGACGGGUCUUUUGCCUUGUGGGUGAAUCGCCCGAGCAGCUCCUGGCUGACAGCCUAUGUUGCUAAGGUGUUUACCAUGGCCCAUAGUCUGGUGGUGGUGCAGGAAGAAGUGAUCUGUGACACCAUCAAGUAUUUAAUCCUCAACACACAGCAGCCCGACGGCAUGUUUCGAGAAGUUGGAACCGUGCUCCACGCAGAAAUGACUGGAGACGUAAAGGGAAGAGAUACAGAAGCCUCCAUGACGGCCUUCAAACUGAUCGCCAUGCAGGAAUCACGGACGCUAUGUGCUGCCACCGUCAACGGUCUGUCAGACAGUAUAGACAAAGCAGUGAGUUACCUGGAGAGGCGCCUGGACAGCCUCACCAAUCCUUACGCCGUCGCCAUGACUUCCUACGCGCUGGCCAACGAAGGCAAACUCAACCGGGAGGUCCUCUACAGAUUUGUUUCCCCAGAGUUGUCUCACUGGCCUGUACCUAAGGGGCAUCAAUACACACUGGAGGCCACAGCGUACGCUCUCCUGGCUCUGGUCAAGACCUGGGCUUUUGAAGAGGCCAGGCCUGUAGUGAGAUGGUUCACCCAGCAGCAGCUUGUGGGCGGAGGCUAUGGAUCAACCCAGGCGACACUCAUGGUGUACCAGGCUCUGUCAGAGUACUGGAUCAAUGCUGAAAAACCAGAGUACGACCUGAAUGUGGACAUUUUGAUGCCGGGAAAGCCGAAGCCUUACAAGUUCAACGUGAACAGAGGAAACCACCACCUCACAAGAACACUGAAGAGUAAUGGUAUAAACCACAACAUGACAGUGAGAGCCACAGGAUCAGGAGCAGCAACAGUAACAAUGGUGUCCAUGUACUAUGCUCCGCCUCAAGAAAAACAGAGUGACUGUCAGAGGUUCAACAUGUCAGUGGAGCUCAUCCCAGAGAAAAUGGAUGUUGAGGAGAAGGUAUUCCGGCUGAGAAUAGAGGUCUUGCACAAUGACAGAGAGCGCGAUUCGACUUUGACAAUUUUGGACAUUGGAUUAUUGCCUGGCUUCACUGUGGAUACAGACGACUUGAACCUGUUGUCUCAAGGACGAGCCCGCACCAUUGCAAAAUAUGAGAUGAACACCGUGCUGUCAGAAAGAGGCUCGCUCAUCAUCUAUCUUGACAAGGUUUCUCACACACGACCGGAGGAAAUCAGUUUUAGGGUCAGACAGACACUCAAAGUGGGCGUCUUACAGCCGGCGGCUGUGUCUGUCUAUGAAUACUAUAAUGAAACAAAAUGCGUGAAGUUGUACCAUCCAGAGAGGAGAGCCGGACAGCCUCUGUGGUUCUGCAGAGGUGGUGAAUGCACAUGUGUCGCCGAAGGGAGCUGCAGUCUGCAGAAGAAGGGCAAAAUCAGCAAUGAUGAGCGAAGCGCUAAGAUUUGUGAGGCUACACUGACCAACAAAACGGAGUUUGCAUACAAAGUACAGCUGGAGGAGACAGUAGCUGAUCUGUCCACAGACACUUACACUGUGAGGAUACUGGACGUCAUCAAAGAAGGAAACACUGAUGUUGGUCCUAUGGGUAAACUGCGCUCGUUCCUCAGCCAUCAGCACUGCAGAGGGGCUGUAGGUCUUCAAAAGGGUAAAACGUAUCUCAUCAUGGGCUCGUCCCAAGACAUCCGCAGAGACGACCAAGAACAGACGUUUUGGUACAUGCUUGAUGAGAAGACCUGGGUUGAGUACUGGCCCACAACAGAAGAGUGUCAGACAGAUGAACACCGACCGUCCUGUUCGGGCUUGGAACACAUGGUGGAUCAGUUUCAAGUCUUUUCAUGUCGACAAUGA
Messenger RNA from Salarias fasciatus (jewelled blenny), 4971 nucleotides. RefSeq names its product complement C3-like. Lineage: Eukaryota; Metazoa; Chordata; Actinopteri; Blenniiformes; Blenniidae. Gene Ontology annotation, molecular function: endopeptidase inhibitor activity; protein binding. The coding region runs from base 1 to 4971 and encodes 1656 amino acids. The record is from RefSeq and is a predicted model, not a curated record. Gene Ontology annotation, cellular component: extracellular region. The transcript is spliced from 43 exons.